AUGCUUCUUCUUUUCUUUUCCCGUCCAAAUUUCUUUGCCUUCUAUUUGCUUAAAUCUAUUUUCUUUCUCUCUUUGUUUUUGUCUUACCUUCAGUCAUUUAGCUUUAUCUUUCUUUCUUUCUUUUUCUUUCUUUCUUUCUUUCUUUCUUUCUUUCAGUUAUUCUCAUGCAUUGCCUUAUUUCUUUUUGCUUUCUUUCUCUUUUUCUUCCUAUUUUCUAUUCCUGUUAAUUUUUCUUUCUCUUUUUCUCUUUUUAAUAUUUUACUUUCUUUUUUUUUUGUCUUUCCUUCUGUUCUUGUCCUUUUUUCUUUUCUUUCCUUCUUUCUUUCUUCUUCCUUCUUUCAUUUCUUUCUUCUUUUCUUCUUCAUUUACUUAUUUCUCUCUUUCAUUCUUUUGUUCCUUAAUUUCUUUUUUCUUCUUUUCUUUUUGCUUCCUUCCUUCAUUUCUUUCAUCUUUUCUUCCUUCAUUGCUUUCUUUUUCCUUUCUUUCUUCCAUUCUUUCUUCUUUUUUUCCUUUUUUCUUCCAUCCUUCAGUUCUUUCUUCUUUUCUUUCUCCAUUUCUUUCUUUCUUCCUGCAUUUCUUCCUUUGUCUUUCUUAACUUCUUUCUUCCUAUCUUCCUUCAUUUCUUAUUCUUUUCUUUUUUUAUUUCUUCCUUCAUUUCUUUCUUCCCUUUCAUUUCUUUCUUCCUUUUUUCUCCCUACAUUUCGUUCUUCUUUUAUUUAUUUCUUCCUUCCUUUCUUUCUUCUUUUUUUUUCCUUUUUUUCUAAUUUUUCUUUUCUGCCUUUCUUUUCUUUUUAUUCCUACUUUGAUUUCUGUCUUCUUUUUCAUUGCUUUUUUUCUUCCUUUCUUCAUCGUUCAUUUCUUUUUCCUUUCUUUUUUCUUCUUUCCUUCAUUUAUUUCUGCUUUCAUUUCUUUUUCUUUCUUUCUUUCUUCUUUUCUUAA
Messenger RNA from Acanthosepion pharaonis, 939 nucleotides. Lineage: Eukaryota; Metazoa; Mollusca; Cephalopoda; Sepiida; Sepiidae. The record is from the annotation of a GenBank genome assembly.